GAUCCCGACAUGGAGGAUUGCGAAACGGGCAACAUCACAGCAAGGAACACCGACAAAACAGAGAAUUCCAUAACAGCUUCAACCAACAACUUCAUAUGCGAUUAUAAUGUAAAACUGAAACUCAUUGCUUACAGGGCACACAUUAUUACCAGAUUUUGGAAGUUACACUUCCUCAAAUGAUAGGAUUAUUAAUCUUUUUGUUGGUAAAGAAUAUCCCUUUAUUUACAGAGAUUUUUUUAACUAAAAAACGAGUUCAUUACACUCUUUCCCCCCGUAACCCUUGUUGAAUUCUCUAUUAAUCUCUCGUUUCUCUAGAGUUAUAUAUCCACAUUACUUUUGGAACCGUCAGGGGAAAGAAGAAGAAGAAGAAGAAACUAAGAACAUUAUCUUAAUGGAGCCUCUAGCUUAGCGAAGGAGACCAUUGGUAAUUCCUUAACUUCCUAAUGUUGUUCAAGUGGCCUUUGUUUUGUUUCCGUCCAUGUUCUAGUUCCUCUCCCCCCACGGGCCGUGAAAUACAACAGGAGGAGGCUGCAGGGCCAACAUGUGAAAAUGUUGGAUCCAUUUAUGAUGAUAAAGGUGGCUGCAAAGAUGAAGAAACCAAUUCUUCAGCUAGCCGUAGUCGGAAAAGCUUUUCCAGCUUUGCAAUUGAAAGAGGUUUCUUGAAGUGGGUUCUUCGUUCUAAUGAUAAAGAUAGAGGUUUAUACAGGGAAAGAGAGCCUGUCCAUAAGGGACGAAAAGAUGUCUCUGAUUCACCAAAAAUGGAAAGGGAACCAGAAGCAGCUAAUGUUGUUCAAGAAGCAAAACAUGUGAAGACGGUCAAUUCUAAGGUCAUGGCGGAGGAGAAAAUCAUAAGGCGAUGGAACCCUAGUAAGGGGGCUGGAGACAAUGAGGUGAUGGAGGGGGCUGCUAGCAAUGGUAAGGAAAAUGUAAAGGAGGACAACACAUUAUAUUUUCAAGAACCUCCUAGUUUCAGGAUAUACUGUGUUCAUAAUGUCUCCGUCGAUGGUGAUAGUAAUGGAGGGUGAAAAGAUCUCCUGUAAUUUUUAGAUGCUCAAAUAUUAGAAAAUCAAGGCAAGAUGAUCCUGAACUUUUUUAUUCAUAAUUUUCUGAGAAAUAUAUAUAUCUGCGAACCAUUUUCUUUCCGAGACUUUGGGUUUAUGAGUUUCUUUGUGGAGGGUUCUUGUUGAUAUGAAAACACGGAGCUCCAAUUCUGAAUCUUUAUGGCUAUAUAUAAAUGAUGCACAAAUAUGUGUUCUCAAAAUUAAGCAUGCAAGAAUAAAUGUUAAUGCAUUUUAAUUCUCGAGUUUUUCCUUUCCAAACCAAACACAGGUAGGACUAAUUACCUUCUGGGUUUCCUAAUUAUGUGAUUUGUUUUCUUUUUCAUACAAUUUAUUGAGAUUAAUAGGCUCUCCAGUUAUCUAUUUCAAUAGAAUUAUGCACCUGAUAGUUAACAACAUUGCCCUUUAGCACUGCCGCUAAUAAAGUCAGCUGAAACCAUUCUGAUCUGUAUACAUAGCUGCAAUCCAAUACUUGAAAUGAUUGUCUUUCCUAAUGCAAGACUAAGAGCUUAACCCAACAUUUCUGGCAUUUUGCAUGUAUACGCUUACAGUACUUAAUCACAUCCUUCAAGCCUAAGCAGUGUGUGCAUGUUGUUGAAACGGGUUCUUUGCAGAAUUGAUAUUUACCAUUUCUCUUCUUUGGGCAGGGAUCAGAGAGCCAGGCAGUGGAAAGAAGAAGAAAAGUAAAAUCUAGGACUGCUUUACGAAAUGGUAGACCUGCAGCAAGAAUGAAAAGCUUCCUGCUUCUCUCUUGCAGCUGUCCCAAUCCUUCAACUCCUCAGGAUAAGUGUCCAUAAAUCGGUUGGAUAAGUUGUCUAUCUACAUGAGAUAAAGGCGAUCUUUCAUUCACUGCCUUCGAUUUUUUUCCCUUCGAAUUCUUAAGUUCCAAAGGCAACGUUCUUAUUGGAGAGAGCUCCAUCUUCCCGGCUUUGGGAAGUAAUAUUGGGUAAACAUCAUCAUCUUUGAGCCCCCCUCCCCCAUCCCUCUCUGUAGCUGCAGUUCUGCUUCUGUUUAGAAAAGGGAUUUGGUCAAGUCAGAAUUACUGUUAAUUGACUCUUUUGACCUGUGCGCUCCAUUUGUAAUGUUCAAAGGUUUUCUCUCCGCUGUAUAUAGGACGUUGUGCAAAUAAAUGCAAGUAACGUUUCUGAAAAACAUCUAUGCAGUUCAACUGAUAGAUUUUAGAUUUAUUUCUUAGAGGUUAUUGAUUCGAGUUCCACUAAUCUCAGGAUCAUUGGAGGCUUACAUGAUCGUUAACUUCAGAACCCGUAAGAUUAGUCGAGAUACACGCAUGCUGGCCGAACACCCACAUUAAUUAAAAAAAAAAGCACACAGAAUUCCCCACCUGUA
This is a messenger RNA of Populus trichocarpa (black cottonwood), 2405 nucleotides long. RefSeq lists its product as uncharacterized. The record is from RefSeq and is a predicted model, not a curated record. The coding region runs from base 444 to 1025 and encodes 193 amino acids. The transcript is spliced from 2 exons. Lineage: Eukaryota; Viridiplantae; Streptophyta; Magnoliopsida; Malpighiales; Salicaceae.